Folsomia candida is the source of this 2867-nucleotide messenger RNA. RefSeq names its product sterol O-acyltransferase 2. The transcript is spliced from 11 exons. Gene Ontology annotation, cellular component: endoplasmic reticulum membrane. Bases 555 to 2447 code for a protein of 630 amino acids. Lineage: Eukaryota; Metazoa; Arthropoda; Collembola; Entomobryomorpha; Isotomidae. The record is from RefSeq and is a predicted model, not a curated record. Gene Ontology annotation, biological process: cholesterol metabolic process.
ACUUGUAUGGUCUUCUAAAUACGAGCCGCUUUUUCAGCCAAUGUGCUUAUAUGUAGGUAUGUACUUCUUUAUUCAUAUUUGAUAUCAGUUUGAGUUUGGAGAUUAGUCCUCAUCAACCAAGAGUGCAGUGGCAGUGAAAAACCAGUAAAAUUAUCAAUCCGUUACUUUAUUGUGUAGGUUUCAUACGUUCAAACCAUUUCUCACUUUUCUUGAAUUUGAAGCACAGCAUAAUUUGCAGUUGAUGUUGAGUGAUACGAUAGGGACGAUCAGGGUUGAGUAAUAAAGCAGAAAUUUGUGCCAUUUAUACCAAAUUCUAUCAUUUUAUGAAUUAACUUGUGAGUGUUAAAACAUCUCGACAUGUAUGUGAUCGUCGUGUGACAAGUGACUCAUUCUUUUUAGUCUGUUUGCAUGUAGUUAAGACGGUUUUAUAACAUAGUCUACGAUCCGUUUGGAUUUUGCACGUAUGUGUAGUCUCAACCCACUGUAAAGUUUAUCAAGACAGGUACCUGUCGAAAUUUACAUUCGAUAAGGAAAAGUUAUCUUAUCUAAGAGUAAUGCAAAAAAUCGGUGAGGAUGAAAAGUGUCCCACGUGUGACAGGAAUUACUCAAGUGCAACUCAAGUGGAUACGGAUUUGAAGGAAAAUCAUGAUUCAUUUCAGUCAAGUCAAAGAACAAUGGUGUUGGACGACGUUCGGAGCAACACCAAGAAAUUAAAAUCUGACUUUCUUGGUCAAAUGGAGCAUCGCCUGAGUGCCAUGAUUGACGAUGUAAUGGACAAUCUCCAUAAAACAGAAUACCCUGAACGGGUGCUCAUGAUGUCUGAUCCCUCCAUGAUGAGAGACAAAAGGAAAGCAACUGUUCCUGGGAAGUUACCAGAAAAGGAAUUUCGAUCCCGUCCGUCCUUACUAACGGAAAUGCUCGAAGUUCCACAUAUAAGGACAAUUCAUCACAUCUUCAUUGCCGUUCUGUGCCUCGUGAUGCUCCACACAAUUUUAACAGACAUUAUAGAAACUAACACCAUCGAUUUAGGGAUCCAGAGAUUGAUGGACGCGUUCUAUAAGCCACUAACCACGUUACGUAUUUUAAUAAGUAUCGAAUUCUUCGCCUUGUUCCUGCUCUUCCCCUCCUUCUACUUGUGGUCCACCCACAGGCUCAACUAUAACCAAGAGACACGGAGAAUGAUUGAUUAUGGAGCUGUUGGUUUAUUCGCUACCUUUUUGGUCUCCUUUAUGUACUUCCCUGCCCGAGCAUUGCUUCAAGAUCGACUUAUUGGUCCUGCUUCAAGCUGCCUGGUGGCAAUGGAACAAUGCCGCCUGUUAAUGAAAAUGUGGGCUUUUGUUCGACACAACGUGCCCAAAGCAUUAAUGUUCGACCAUAAAAAAGAAGUCACGAUUCGCGGAAUUGCGGAGGAAGGGAAAGUGGGCGAGGAGAAAGAUGAUAGCAGUCCGUCGUCCGGCCUGCUAAGGAAACGCGUAAAGACGGACGAGACGAGCAGAACCCGUAGUGGUCUGGAUGCUGAAGGGACAACUUCACCACUAAAUGAAAACCUCCAUCUCAGUGGACCUGCCCUUAAUGGACCAUCAAGAAAAGUGAUGGGGAAACAAGCGUUGGAUUCUUGGAUUUCCUGGGAUGACAAAAAGAGUCCUUGUCCCUCUUUCAGCAGGUAUCUCUAUUUUUACCUUGCGCCCACGCUAAUAUACAAGGAUCAAUAUCCAAGAAGCAGUACAAUCCGUUGGAAUGUAGUUUGUUGGAAUUUCGCUCAAGUGUUUGGUUGCAUUUUUUAUGCGAAUAUGGUGGUCGGAAAAGCAUGUGCCCUUUAUUUUAGUAAAUUCGGAUUGCCUGGGCAUCCCAUGACACCGUCCAUGUUAUGCAACGCAAUAUUCUCAUUAAUGUUGCCCGGAAUCCUGGGCUUAGUUUUUGGAUUUUAUUUACUCCUCCACUCAUGGCAUAAUGCUUUCGCUGAAAUGCUAAGGUUUGGCGACAGACUUUUUUAUAAGGACUGGUGGAACCGUUCAUCGUUUUCUGAUUAUUAUAAAACAUGGAACCUGAUCGUUCAUGAUUGGCUCUACACAUAUGUUUUCAAGGAUGCAUGGGAAAGUGGUCUCGGACGUAGAUACAAAGUAUUGCCAACAACUCUGGUGUUUCUCGUGUCUUCGGUUUUUCAUGAAUAUAUUUUAGCGUUUUCGUUAAACUUUUUCCUCCCUGUUUUAUUCAUCCUUUUCGGUGGUUUUGGAUUUGCGUUAUAUUUCAAGAAUAUUGAGGGAUCUGCAGGCAACGUAUUCAUGUGGGUAGGACUAACGGCUGGGACAGGAAUUAUAGUCUCCACCUACAGCAUGGAAUACUUUGCACGAAUUAAUUGUCCAACGGAAAAUGAGGGUUCAGUUCUAGAUUUCUUUAUCCCGAGAACACUCUCGUGUGGAGCAUUUCAGUGGUCGCAAGCCACAUGACCUCUGCUGAUUGAUUGAUAUCUAACUUCAAAGGAUCGGCGGAUCACACACUCUUUCUCUUGGCAUAUGUACAAUCACUUGCUAAGCGAAUUUCCCUUUAAUAGAGCUCAAAUUAUACUAAAGUUCCUGUUAAUUCUCGAAAGCCAGAGUGAUAACGAAGCUCAAUUUUAUUAAUAAGUCAACAAAAUUGUCAUUGUUGGCGUUCCAGCUUUGAUGUAUUUUGAUUAUUCUAAUUGCAAUGUCAAAUUGAGUUAUGCAAUACUUUCAGCUUACCUAGUAUUUUCUCCGUCCUAUGAUAUUCAUGUACGUUCGUUUUUGUAUUUAUUUACAGGUACAUAUGUAUGCAAUGUUGUGUGAAAAAAACAAAGAAUUUUAUACACUGUCAAAUUUUAGAAUAAAAACAAAUCCGAAAAAAGUGAG